CACGAUGGCGGCCACUCAAGGGACGAACCCGUCACAGUUGCUCCCACUCGAGCUGGUGGACAAAUGUAUCGGCUCCAGGAUUCACAUCGUCAUGAAAACCGAUAAAGAAAUCGUCGGCACGCUGCUGGGUUUCGAUGACUUUGUCAACAUGGUGCUGGAGGAUGUAACAGAAUUUGAAAUCACGCCGGAGGGAAGGAGGAUAACCAAACUGGAUCAGAUCCUUCUCAACGGCAACAACAUCACCAUGCUCAUCCCCGGUGGAGAAGGACCGGACGUGUAGAUGUCUGGUUUUUGUGUUAAAUGCCUUUGUUUGUAAACCUUCAUAUGUUAAUUGUUGUAUUAGUUUCUCUUCUUGAGCGAAGGAAAACUGUUUUGUAAUAUUCUUUUAUUCAGCGUUCCGUGAAAAGCGCAUCAUGUCUCAUGGAUGACAAAGAUUUUGUUUUUUAAGAAAUAAAGUAAGAAUCUGACACUUUGACAGAACAAGUUUUUA
Cololabis saira (Pacific saury) is the source of this 490-nucleotide messenger RNA. It is a transcript of the gene lsm5, whose product is annotated as LSM5 homolog, U6 small nuclear RNA and mRNA degradation associated. The coding region runs from base 5 to 280 and encodes 91 amino acids. Gene Ontology annotation, molecular function: RNA binding. The record is from RefSeq and is a predicted model, not a curated record. The transcript is spliced from 5 exons. Gene Ontology annotation, biological process: mRNA splicing, via spliceosome. NCBI's taxonomy places the organism in Eukaryota, Metazoa, Chordata, Actinopteri, Beloniformes, Belonidae. Gene Ontology annotation, cellular component: U4/U6 x U5 tri-snRNP complex; Lsm1-7-Pat1 complex; U6 snRNP.